GGGUCCGAUCGCCGGCCAGCCCUGGCCAGAGCCCCCAGCCCCACCUGAGAGCCCGGCCCCGGCCCCCGGCCCUCCCCGGGAGACCUGGGCCGGGAGGUACGAGUUCCUGCUGUCCUGCCUGGGCUACUGCGUGGGGCUGGGCAACGUCUGGCGCUUCCCGUACCUGUGCUACCGCAACGGAGGAGGCGUCUUCCUCAUCCCCUACUUCAUCAUGCUCUUCCUCGCGGGGCUGCCCCUCUUCCUGAUGGAGCUGAGCCUGGGGCAGUACGGGGCCGCGGGGCCCAUCACGGUCUGGAAGUGCUGCCCCAUCCUGCGAGGCGUCGGCGUGGGGAUGCUGAUCGUGUCCUCCCUGGUGUCCCUCUACUACAACGUCAUCAUCGCCUGGGCUUUCUACUACCUGGGCUCAUCCUUCCAGAGCCCCCUGCCCUGGUCCUGCGACGCCCCCAGGAACGCGGAGCUCUGCCAGAGCACACCGGGGAGCGCCACCCGCGUCAGCGCCAGCGAGGCUUUCUGGAACGAGCAGGUGCUGGGGGUGACGCACAGCUCCGGCCUUGGGGACCCCGGCCCCGUGCAGUGGCCCCUCGCCCUGUGCCUGCUGGCAGCCUGGAUCGUGGUCUUCCUCUGCAUGCUGAAGGGUAUCCGCAGCUCGGGCAAGGUGGUAUACUUCACGGCCACCUUCCCCUACCUGGUCAUCCUCAUCCUCAUCAUCCGGGGGGCAACGCUGGACGGCUCCCUCGACGGCGUCCGCUUCUACCUCUCCUCCGACUGGAGCAAGCUGCAGAGCGCGCAGGUGUGGAGCGAUGCGGCCUCGCAGAUCUUCUACUCCUUGGGCAUCGGCUUUGGGGGGCUGCUCUCCAUGGCCUCCUACAACAAGUUUGACAACAACGUCAUCCGGGACACCUUGGUCAUCGCCAUCGGCAACUGCUGCACCAGCUUCUUCGCCGGCUUCGCCAUCUUCUCGGUGCUGGGGCACAUGGCCUUGAAGAAAGGCGUCCCCGUGGGCAGUGUCGCCGACUCAGGCCCUGGGCUGGCGUUUGUGGCGUACCCCGAGGCGCUCUCCCUGCUGCCUGGCUCCCUGUUCUGGUCCAUCCUCUUCUUCCUGAUGCUCUUCACGCUCGGAGUGGACACUAUGUUUGGGAACAUCGAGGGCAUCAUCACAGCCAUCCUGGAUGAGUUCCCGGCCCUGCGUGAGUGGAGGAGGAAGACACUGUUCCUGGGCGUGCUCUGCAUCUCCUUCUACCUGCUGGGGCUCCUCCUGAUCACCCAGGGAGGCAUCUUCUGGUUCACCCUCAUUGACACGUACAGCACCGGCUUUGGGCUGGUCAUCAUCACCCUCUUCAUGUGCCUCGGCAUCUCCUUCUGCUACGGCAUCGACCAGUUCUGCCAGGACAUCAGGGACAUGAUCUGCCGGUGCCCGCCCUGGUGCAGCCACAUGCUGGGCUACUUCAAGGUGUGCUGGGUCUUCUUCACGCCCUGUCUGCUGCUGUUCACGCUCAUCUACACCUUCCUGGACAUGUACGGCGUGCCCCUGCGCUACGGCUCCUACACAUACCCGGCCUGGGGCACGAGCCUGGGCGUCUGCAUGGGCGUCCUCACCUGCCUGCAGGUCCCACUCUGGGCCACCGUGGCCCUGUGCCGCGAGUCGGGGACACUGAGCGACCGCAUCCAGAAAGCCAGCCAGCCCCUGAACUCCUGGAGGACGGCCAGCGCCCAGGAUGUGUCUGUAGAAGUCAUCAACGUGCCAUUCACCAUCACCCUGACCAGCAGCGACUUCAGUGCGGAGCCCGACAGCAACACCUAAGCUGAUCCCACUCCCGGAGAUGGGACCCACCGGCGAUGGGGACGCCCGGCCGGGGGCUGGCUGCUGGUGCACGAGGCUCCCCUUGCGCCAUCACACGGUCCCAGAGGACAUUAACCACUGAUCCCAACACAUUUCAAUUCCAUGUCCUGGAAAUGUUCCACAUGCUCCAAAAAGUGUUUCUAAGGGACUCUCCGUGAGCAGCGCCGGCUGCCUGGGCUGUGCUCCAGCCCUUUGCCCACCCCUGGGCAGUUGCCGUGUCCCAUCAGAGGGUUUGGGGGCAGCUGAGUACGUCCCUGGCCCUGACCCAGUGCGUUCCCGGGGGGGGAGCAGGCUGGCGGCAUUGCCCCUGCCAGU
Molecule: messenger RNA, 2155 nt
Organism: Oxyura jamaicensis (ruddy duck)
Lineage: Eukaryota; Metazoa; Chordata; Aves; Anseriformes; Anatidae
Product: sodium-dependent proline transporter-like
Exons: 14
Coding region: 212-1801 (529 amino acids)
Biological process (GO): sodium ion transmembrane transport
Cellular component (GO): membrane
Molecular function (GO): L-proline transmembrane transporter activity
Source: RefSeq, a predicted model, not a curated record